ACGUUCUAUACCACUCCAUCAGGUUUGUCCGCCCGUUGUGCCAUGAAGGAGAAAAGCAAAAAUGCGGCCCGUUCGCGUCGUGAAAAGGAAAAUGUGGAAUUUUUGGAGCUUGCAAAGCUAUUACCAUUACCCAGUGCCAUCACGUCACAGCUUGACAAAGCGUCAAUCAUACGGCUGACUACAUCCUACCUAAAAAUGCGACAAAUCUUUCCCGAAGGGCUGGGAACAGCGUGGGGCGCCGAGCGUAACAUUCAUCCGAGUGGACGAGACACAAACAUUAAGGAGCUCGGUUCACAUUUGCUCCAGACGCUGGAUGGUUUUAUCUUCGUGGUUGCACCUGACGGUAAGAUCACAUACAUCUCGGAGACAGCUUCGGUACAUCUCGGGCUAAGCCAGGUGGAGCUUACCGGUAACUCGAUCUAUGAGUACAUCCAUGCAUACGAUCAGGAAGAGAUGGCGGCCAUCUUAGCGUUACAGCAAGCGCAUCCCGGGCCGCCAUUAAAUGUGUCACACAGCGUUCCUGCUGCUACUGCCCUGUACAACAACCAUACAACUGGCACACUUGGAUCCGUUGGGUUUGAAAACACCUCUCCUGUUUGUAGUGAUACUUUAUCACUAUCAUCGACACCGGCAGCAUUUGCCAGCACACAACCACAGCAAUACCAUGCGCAUACGGAACCGCGAUCACUACCAUACGAUCCGACUGAACUACCCUCGUCCCAGAACCUUCACCAAGCUAACCAUCGACAUAGUUUCAGCCAGCAACAGCGAUCGUACGUCAUCGAAAUGGAACGCACGUUCUUUCUCCGGAUGCGCUGCGUGCUUGCGAAACGCAAUGCAGGACUCACAUCGUCUGGAUAUAAGGUAAUUCACUGUUCCGGCUAUUUAAAGGCACGCGUCUUUCCUCACGAAUCACCCAACGCGCCAGGGCACUGUUGCAUACAAAAUCUUGGCCUAGUUGCCGUUGGUCACUCGCUGUCUCCAUCGGCGGCUACCGAAAUCAAACUGCAUCGCAACAUGUUCAUGUUCCGAUCGAGCUUAGAUCUAAAGCUGAUCUUUCUUGAUGCAAAAGUUUCACAGCUUACUGGAUAUGAACCGCAGGAUUUGAUUGAAAAUACUCUUUACCGGUACGUGCAUGCGGCGGACGUUGGUCAUAUAAGACAGGCUCAUCAGACGCUUUUACAAAAAGGCCAAACAAUAACCAAAUACUACCGAUUCCUAACAAAGGGAGGAGGCUGGAGAUGGGUUCAAUCAUAUGCCACGAUCGUACAUAACGCCCGGUCCUCUCGACCACACUGCGUCGUUAGCGUUAAUUAUGUUCUUAGUGAGUUUGAAGUGCAAAAUCUUCUACUGGAUGAUAAUCAGGAACUAAAAUCAAUGUUAAGGCCACACUUGGAGCAGGUGAAUCUAUCGUCGACACCACUGUUCAAUGCAUCAGCAACUCAUGAUAAUCCCCCAGUAGCGCAAGAAAACGGCUCGGAUAAAACAUAUCAUGGAAAUCAGCAUUUCUCCAACCACAAUGAACCGGCUCGAACGAUCCAGCAGUCGGAACCAUUCGCAACCGGUAUCGAACCUAGCAAAGAGUUGGACCAUUUUCUUCAGCUCCAUCACACUCUCGAUUCGAACGAGAGCAUGAUCGGUGAGCUGAAUGGCAGCGCAAAUGAUGAUUCCUUCCUUCCGAACGAUCUUUGUUACGAUCAGUCAUCUCACUUCACAACUCAGACACAGUUAAGCUACCCAUUCGACGAUACACAGUCCUUACCGGCGUCAGGUGAUUUUCUUGAUCCAUUUUACGAGCAACUCUACUCGACAUACGAUACGCAUCCACCCGAUCGAGAAUUGAUUCUUCGCUCCUGUUCCGUUAGUACGAGCGGGUCAGAUACAACUUAGGGUGGAAUGUGUUUGUGAUCUACUAAUGCAACAAUUAAUCCAGUGAUAUUCAUUCGUCCCCCAUGCCAGUGCGAUCUUUCUGCAACCUUUACCUAUUUUCGGCGUUUGUCAAAUAAUACUCAAUUCAUUUUUUUUUUGCAAAGAAUAUUAUUGAAACAGUUUGACACUGAUUUACUGCAACUUAAAGUUAAGUUAAAACCAAUCACAAGAAGUAUUUGGUAAAUAAAGCAAUAUUCAAAAGAUAAAAAUGCCUACCAUAAUUUUGAAAAUGAUAUGAAUGACCAUAUAACGUAUGUGAUAAACGGCGCCGGUUCUACACGACAGGACAAGCAUUAGUCUCUGAUAAAUGCCUUUUUCAUCAGUCGCUAGGGCAGAAAGCGAGUUACAGAAGUCUGGAAAUGUUAAUCAAACAAACCGUCUAGAUCACUAGACUUAUUAUAACCAAGCAGCUGGACAGUCGGUUCUUGCUACGUGGGGACGGCACGGAUGGAAUUUGAUGCCCGGUCCUGUCGUGUGGUUCGUUUAUCGCAUACACUAUCGGGUCGCCCAUACACACCCACAUACAGUGCUCAAUUCCACCGAGUAGUCAUAGUUGCACACACAAAUUAGACCAAAUGCUACGUAGAUUUAUGUAUGUUAUUCCUUUAUGCAUAACAAUGUUACCUUUACAUUUAUAUAGAAGAAUAUUAUUUAGGUAUGCAAUUGUUUCCUCCCUUCUGGUACUGAAUUUCGAACAAAAAGUAGAAAUUAACGUGUCUGACGAUCAUACCUGAUAAUUGAUUUUACCGUCCUGUUUCUAUCGCGUACCUAAUAUGCUUGUGUAUUUCAUUAAAUUAAAUAUGCAGCUCGAUUAAAUUCGUCCAUACUUUUGCGUAAACAUGAGUGUAUGGGUUUACUCAUUUUGAAGCUCGCUGAAUUUUGUUACUGAAUUUUGUUGUUUUCUUAAAUAUUUUCUUUACUCGCAAUGUACCAAGAU
This is a messenger RNA of Anopheles funestus (African malaria mosquito), 2866 nucleotides long. Its product is annotated as single-minded homolog 1-like. The annotation marks the transcript as partial. Gene Ontology annotation, molecular function: protein dimerization activity; RNA polymerase II transcription regulatory region sequence-specific DNA binding; DNA-binding transcription factor activity, RNA polymerase II-specific. The transcript has 6 exons. The record is from RefSeq and is a predicted model, not a curated record. Gene Ontology annotation, biological process: regulation of transcription by RNA polymerase II. NCBI's taxonomy places the organism in Eukaryota, Metazoa, Arthropoda, Insecta, Diptera, Culicidae.